AGCAGCUGGGUCCUUCGAUCCUCGACAUUCAGCCGGCGCGCAAGAUAAUACACGCAGGACAUUCUAACACCGACAAUUGUCAUCGUUUGCGCGCUUUCUCUCCCUCUCUCCCCCCCCUCUCUCUCUCUCUCUCUUUCUCUCUCUCUCUCUCUCUCUCUCUCUGUCGCGCAUUGUCUCAUCCAACAAUUCUGCGGCACGUGUUACCCGCGCUAGAAGUUGUUAACCAUUUCAUUUUCCUCCUUCACCCAAAUCCCUCGUGUUUCUCUUUCCCCUUUUCUCACUCUUCAAUCGCGACGACGUUUUGGAAGAAUAAGUUAACCCGGCAUCGGGAGAAACAGAGAGAGAGAGAAGAAGAAGAAGAAGAAGAAGAAGAAGAAGUGGUGCGUUUUUCAGUUACAUCGGAGGACAAGGCGGAAAAACAGUGCGCGCCCAUGCGUGUAUCGACGGGAUCGCGAGUACGCGUUACGGUGAUCCAGUUACGCGGGUUCUACACGCGAAGAAGAGGGAAAGGGAGACGAUUUCCUUGAGGAGAGAGAAAACGCUCCUCGAUCACGGUGUGAGUGAUGCUAUUGAAUCUCGUCUGACGUUUUCGUCAUCGGUGUGUUUCUUGGGGGGUCGUAUCUCCGCGCUGCCCCCUAAGUGAUCGACGUGACACCGUAUAGAGGAUCGAGAACGUAAGAAGAGCGCGAGAGGGAAAGUGCGCCACGUCGCAAUUCGGGAGGAGUAUCGCGAGGAAGAAGAAUGAGGAGGAGAUAGCGCGCGAGGAAGAUUUUUUUUCGUUACGCGGUUUCCACGUGUCUUCGAGAUCGUCUUCGACGCGUCCCCCAAGAGUGACGAUGUUUGUGAGGCGAGUGUGAAAAAUCUGAGAUAAUUUGGAUUCAUCGAGGAUUAACGUGGUUCGAAACAUACAACUAUCUCGACGUAUGUCACACGACGUACAGUCGCUAGCGAUCCGUUCGUCCGUCAGAGAGAUUUCACGUAUUACUAAUUUCUCGUCCAAUUUAAGACGUCCCAGAAUACAAUAGAUAUCGUAUCAUCAGCAGGUAGUGAUUUGUGAAAAUUGAAAGAAAAAGCUGGUCGAAAGGGAAGAAUUGGAGCGAGAGUAAAAAAAAAAUCAAGAGACAGGCGUGCAUUCUCAGUGUCUCUACUCGGCGAUACCUCGGCACGACUAGAGAAGAAGAAAUCAGCGGAAGUCGCGGUGGAAAGACGUUCGCCGAUCCGUCAUUUUCGUCGUAUUAGGACGAUAGAAUCACGGGGCUUAGCCGUCGACGACAAGGACGCCGGGCAAAGAGGAGGUCCAACACACUUCGCUUCUCGCUUGACGAUCAAGGUGAAUAGACACAACGAUGGUAGAUACACAACAUUUUUGUCUGCGAUGGAACAAUUACCAGAGCAGCAUAACCUCGGCGUUUGAAAAUCUGCGGGACGAUGAGGACUUUGUGGACGUGACGCUGGCCUGCGACGGCAAGAGCCUGAAAGCGCAUCGCGUCGUCCUAUCCGCCUGUAGUCCAUACUUCAGAGAAUUGCUCAAGAGCACUCCGUGCAAACAUCCAGUGAUAGUGCUCCAGGAUGUAGCGUUCAGCGACUUGCAUGCCUUAGUGGAGUUUAUAUAUCACGGCGAGGUGAACGUGCAUCAGCGUUCUCUCAGUAGUUUUCUGAAGACGGCGGAGGUCCUCAGGGUAUCGGGCCUCACGCAACAGGCUGACCAAACCGACAGAGACGAGCUGUCGCAUGUCCGCGCGUUGGCGGCCGGCGGUAAUCACCUGCCGUUCCACGACAAGUCGGAGGAGACUUUCCCUCGCGGCGGCGGCGGCUCGCCUACGCCUGUGACCCCGACGCCGACCACGGUACAGCAGCUACUGCGCCGUGCCCAGAUACGUCGUAACGAGAGACGCACCCCAGACCCGCACGAUGAGUCGGCGAAGAGACCGCGGGUGCCGUCGCCGCCGCUCAACAACAACGACGCCACUCCCACGGAUUUCUCGAUGGUCAAGAACAACCAUCUGACGUCGACGAAGGUGGAGGGCAACGGGGUGCACGACGAGAACAGCCUCGUCGAGGAGAAUAUAAAGUGCGAGCCGUUGGAGUUGACGGGCGGGAACGGCGGCGGCGGCGGGAACGCCGGCAACGAGGACUCGUCGGACUCCGGCGCCGCGGCGUCGGACCGGCCGCCCGCGUCCGCGAGCAGCAACGAGCACGAGCCGGAACCGGAGCACACGUCCGCGCAGAACUUCCUGCCGGAGAGCAAGCUCUUCACGUCGACGCCCGGCAGCUUCAACUUUAGUAUGGCGGCGCUCACCACCGAUCACACGCCGUUAUCAGUGAAAUUUCCAGGGUUGGGCCAUGGCUUGCAGACGCCGGAUCUAGCGGGCACUUCGCAAGGAUUUGCUGGUCCGCCCUCGGCGAUUCUCGCGAUGCGACUGUCGCAUCCGUUACACGGUAGCCUGCUACCACCAGGAAUUUGCUACACGUGCGACGUAUGCGGCAAGACUCUUUCCACGAAGCUCACUCUAAAGCGGCAUAAAGAGCAGCAGCACUUUCAACCCCUGAACAGCGCGGUCUGCGCAUUGUGCCACAAGGUGUUCAGGACGCUCAACAGCCUGAACAACCACAAGAGCAUCUACCAUCGUAGGCAGAAAUAGAAGUGAUUGUGCACGCGCGUAUCUUACGUGCCAAGAGACAUCACGAAACGAGCUUAAUAGACGCUAAAAUAAAAAUAGUUCCACGUCGUUCAUGCGACGGUCGUGUGAACGACCAGGUUGUUGACAGCGUGGCUAUCCUGAGAGA
This is a messenger RNA of Cyphomyrmex costatus, 2787 nucleotides long. Its product is annotated as broad-complex core protein. Lineage: Eukaryota; Metazoa; Arthropoda; Insecta; Hymenoptera; Formicidae. Gene Ontology annotation, biological process: regulation of transcription by RNA polymerase II. The record is from RefSeq and is a predicted model, not a curated record. Gene Ontology annotation, molecular function: protein binding. Bases 1347 to 2642 code for a protein of 431 amino acids. Gene Ontology annotation, cellular component: nucleus. The transcript has 7 exons.